GGGCAGUUUGAAUCCAGGAGGCGGCAGUAAUGCUGCGUUUGGAGGCCGAGUGCCGUAAAAGCUGAAAGAAGAAGAGGGUUCGGCCAGUGAAGUGUCAUGCUGAGUUCUAGCUGAUGGUGACGCAGAGGAAGAGACGGCAGAUAUCACACCAUCGACCAAGAUAAAGCAUGGCGAUGACUGGCCAGAGCUCGUGCUCCUCCAUGAGUAACCACACCAAGGAGCGGGUCACCAUGGCCAAAGUGACCCUGGAGAACUUCUACAGCAACCUCAUUGCCCAGCACGAAGAGCGAGAGAUGAGACAGCAGAAGCUGGAGAAAGUGAUGGAUCAGGAAGGCUUAGCUGAUGAAGAGAAACGUAUCCGGCGUUCUCAGCAUGCAAGGAAAGAGACAGAGUUUCUGCGUCUGAAACGUACUCGACUGGGUCUGGAGGACUUUGAGUCCCUGAAGGUGAUUGGCCGAGGAGCUUUUGGAGAGGUUCGUCUGGUGCAGAAGAAAGACACUGGUCAUGUGUAUGCCAUGAAGAUCCUGCGCAAAGCUGACAUGCUGGAGAAAGAACAGGUUGGUCAUAUCCGUGCUGAGCGAGAUAUUCUGGUAGAGGCAGACAGCCUGUGGGUGGUCAAAAUGUUCUACAGCUUCCAGGACAAGAUGAACCUCUACCUCAUCAUGGAGUUCCUGCCUGGAGGAGACAUGAUGACCCUGCUGAUGAAGAAGGACACUCUGACAGAGGAGGCCACUCAGUUCUACAUAGCAGAGACUGUGCUGGCCAUCGACUCCAUCCACCAGUUGGGCUUCAUCCACCGAGACAUCAAACCAGACAACCUGCUGUUGGACUCCAGGGGUCACGUGAAACUGUCUGACUUUGGUCUAUGCACUGGGCUGAAGAGGGCUCACCGUACUGAGUUCUACAAAAAUCUGAACCACAGCCUUCCCAGUGACCUCACCUUCCAGAACAUGAACUCCAAGAGGAAAGCAGAGACGUGGAAGAGGAACAGGAGGCAGCUGGCAUUCUCCACAGUGGGAACCCCAGACUACAUCGCUCCAGAGGUCUUCAUGCAAAAUGGAUACAACAAGCUCUGUGACUGGUGGAGUCUGGGUGUGAUCAUGUAUGAGAUGCUGAUAGGUUAUCCUCCGUUCUGCUCAGAGACGCCUCAGGAGACGUACAGGAAAGUAAUGAACUGGCGAGAGACGCUCACCUUUCCUCCAGAAGUUCCUAUAUCAGAGAAGGCCAAAGACCUCAUCCUCAGGUUCUGCUGUGAGGAGGAGCACAGGAUUGGGGCUACAGGUGUGGAGGAGAUCAAGUCCAAUCCUUUCUUUGAGGGGGUGGACUACGACCAUAUCAGAGAGAGACCUGCAGCCAUUCCUAUAGAGAUCAAAAGCAUCGACGACACCUCCAACUUUGAUGAGUUCCCUGAUUCAGAUAUCCUCACACCAACAACUACUCAGGUGUCCAACCAGACUGAAGCCGACCUGAAGAACAAGGACUGGGUCUUCAUCAACUACACCUACAAACGAUUUGAAGGCCUGACUGCCAGAGGAGCUAUACCGUCCUACAUGAAGUCAGGGAAGAGAUGAGCUCCUUCAGACUGGCUUUUUCAAACCAUGAAAAGUGAAUGAGUUGUUCAAACCCCUGCAGAACUUCAGCCCUGAAAGGAGAACACUGCCUGAUCUCCAUGUUACCUGACUGAUGAGGAUUCUUGUCACACAGGACUUUACAAAUAAUAAAGGGGCUCAAUUUCACCCAUUGCUUUCCACCGUAGGAACCGCUGCCUUCAUUUCUGCAGGUCUUCACAUUCUCUAAUGCUUCUGAGGGUACCUUUCUGCUUCCUGCUCAUUCAUGAAAACUGAACUGGGAUUAAAGUCAUUCUCUCCAUUUGCCUUUUCAACCAGUGGAUGCUGUGGGAUGUCUUCACUCCUGAUACCAGCAUCAUUUACAUUCCCUCUCUAGAAACCAGCACCAGUGUGUUGGACCUACCAUGGAUUCCUCUCCUUCAAGACCAGGACAUCCACUCCAUUUACACUUUUAUGUUGACUUAUCAACUCAGACAUUGCAUUAAGUUGUCACUUGAAGUGAAUCAGGUGCUCUUCAGGGAUUCUGUCCAAAUGUAUCUUGUUUUCUAAAAGAGCUCACUAUGCGGCUUCUCUGAAGUGCUGCUGGCUUCUUGAGAUGACCUAACCAAAGACUGUGAGCUUUGUGGUGUUUCUGUUUUAUUUCUCUGUCACAUCUUGGAACUUAGAGUCGUCCUUUCAUAGACCGAUACUUGCAAGCAGGAAUAUUUGAGUGAUGCAUUUUGUGGAACAAACAAAAAGGACUUGUUACAUUUUCGUAAUGACCCACUUGUGCUCAGUUAUCUUUCGCAUAUUAUGUAAGGUUUGAUCCAAUUCCAGUAUAGUCAGGCCUACAGCUCAUUAGUUUAUGUUUGGAUGGGGUGGGGGGCCUUAUUAGGCUGAAAAAUAAAAUAUAUGUUCAUGCGUGGGUUUAACAGGGGCAGAGAGGGUGGUAUCUCAUAGCUGAAGUCACCAGUAUCCCACCGAUGUCUUGAUUUGACCAUUUUAAUGCCACAAACAUGUAAUUGAUAAAUACAUCUUCCCAUUCAAACUUAAACUAAUACUAUUGAUGUAGAUGUAGCAGCUGUUAAACACAUUCAGCUCAAUGGUAAUCAGCCUCCCACUGUUUUGUUGUAGUUUGGGUAAUCCAGCAGAAAAACUAGGAACUUUCUGUAGAAAAUUGUUCCUAAUAAUAAAAAAACAUUGAGUCUGUUGUGUGAUUUACCCUUGAAAAGAUGCAGCUGAGUUGGUUAAAUUUCAGUUUGAGUCUGAAUGAAAUCUCAGACAUAUAUAGGCUUGUGGGAAUAAAUAAUGGUUUCAUAACAAAUAGCCACACAUGAUCCUGGAGAUAAAGCUGUGGUUGUAAAUGGUGUCAAACUCGGCCCUGUCAGUGCCCUGCCCCCUGCCCUUAGUUUCAGUUCUGUUACAGUUUCUUGUUUAAUUCAUCACCGCUGCUUCGAGUGCUGCAUUCACAAGACAUUAGAUGGGUUUGGUUGAAUUUUUAAAAUAUAUUUUCAUAUGUAAGUAUGGUGAUAUUCUUGAGGUCACAAUGUUUGAAGCUGGUUUCAGCUUGAGGGAGGCUAUAGCAUUUUUGUGUGUGUGUGCGUGUGUGUGUGAGAGAGAGACUCACUCAACAUGUUAAGAGUAACUCCACAAUGUAGCAAUACUUGUCCUUCAAACAAGAUCCAUUGUGGAGUUGCUUGUAAAUCUUGAAGCACAGGGCUAAACAUUUUCCAGUGAACACAAUAUCCAAAAUGCUGUCAUAUAAAAUGAAUGUAAAUGAAGUCUUAUGAAGUUAUGGAGAAAGAGGUUUUUGCCACAGUUAUUCCAAAAUGCUGUUUGUGUGAAUGUAGCCCUUUUUUAUUUUUUCCCAUCUUAGCCCUGGCACAGAAAAAAAUGUAUGGUUGGAAUGGUAAAAGUUUUUAAAAAUGUAUUUAUCAUUGGCAUCAUACAUUUCAGAAUUUAGAUUUAGUGAGUUUGAGUUUUGACAAAGAUUUAUCAGGUGAAAUUAUGACCUACACUCACAGGUUUGACUUACUUAGUCAAAAUAAACUUACAUGAAUAAAUACAGUUCUGUAGUAUGUAUCAUAACUUUGACUUAGUAAAUCUCAAAAUUUAGACUUUUGUCAUGUACUGUUAUCAUAAAGAGUACAGUCUAGACCUGCUCUAUGUGCCCAAAACAGAAAUAACUUCUUUUAUGAUGUAGUGCUAAAUAAAAAUGAGUUGAAUUGAAUAAAUUUUGAAUAGGCAGGUCAUAAUUAAUGACACACAUCAAAGUUUUCUCUGCUCAUAAAAAAGUUUAGCAAGCCAGAAUUUUGACUAAAACCAUGUUAGGAUUGACAUUAAUUUUAGAUAUGAUUCAAUUUUGAUAAUAGAAAUUUGGUUCUCUUAUGUCUUCAAGUUUUUGUCAUUCCUAACAUUUCAUCUUUUUCCCCCUCUUUUCUUGGCAGGAAUGAGCUUCCAUAUACAACAGUUGAGUCUGAAAGUUUUUUCUUAUUGCCUGUUAAAACUUGGUGUAUUCAGGUAGUGUGUAGAUGAAGCUCAGCACAUGGUAACAUAUUUUAGAAAAGCACACAGCAGAGGUUUUUUUUGGCAGGGGUUCAUUUUUUAAACAAAUUGAUAUUGUAAAUCUCCUGCUCAGCAUGCUUUUCCCAAACAGCAGAUGAGUCAGUUUAAAGCAAUAGAGCACAUGGCAUGGUUUUAUUGAUGAUGGUGAUGAUGUGUGUGUGUGUGUGUGUGUGUGUGUGUGUGUGUGUGAGUGAGGAAUAGAGAGAGAGAUUUCAGAUUGUGGGUGAGGAUUUGAUCAUCCUCAUUAAAAACAAUGCAAUGUUGGACUGCUUGAAGGUCUGUAUGUUGUUUUCUAAGUGAUGCACAGAUGUGUUUGUAUGCUGUGCUUGUGUCAUCAUAUACCACCUAUGUGAUCUGAGAAUCAUAAAUGAGGGGUUUUGGGAAGGUGGGUGUACAUUAUUUAAACCACUGUUCUCUUUGUAGCGUGUGGCUGUUGUAUUGUUUUUAUGCUAUUUGACAAUGAAAUACUCUGCACUUAG
This is a messenger RNA of Lates calcarifer (barramundi perch), 4591 nucleotides long. RefSeq names its product serine/threonine-protein kinase 38-like. Gene Ontology annotation, biological process: peptidyl-serine phosphorylation; intracellular signal transduction. The record is from RefSeq and is a predicted model, not a curated record. Gene Ontology annotation, molecular function: ATP binding; protein serine/threonine kinase activity. NCBI's taxonomy places the organism in Eukaryota, Metazoa, Chordata, Actinopteri, Centropomidae.